Molecule: messenger RNA, 2417 nt
Organism: Phalaenopsis equestris
Lineage: Eukaryota; Viridiplantae; Streptophyta; Magnoliopsida; Asparagales; Orchidaceae
Product: sugar transporter ERD6-like 4
Exons: 17
Coding region: 557-2050 (497 amino acids)
Biological process (GO): carbohydrate transport; transmembrane transport
Cellular component (GO): membrane
Molecular function (GO): sugar transmembrane transporter activity
Source: RefSeq, a predicted model, not a curated record
AAUCUGUUUGCAUAGCAUUUCUCCUACCUACCUUCUCAUGAUUGGACAAAAAACUCAUGAAUUGUGCGGUGCGGAGAGGCUGAGGAAGCCCUCCGCUGUACGCAUCAUUUCCUUUUAUUUGUUCCGCACACCAUUUGUUUUUCCCUGUUUUCAACGGUAUGCCACAACCAGAGCAUCAACAAGAAAGAGUUUUGUGCACAAGCUGAAUCCAAGUUCAAGCCCCGUAACGGCUUCUGCUCGCUGGUAGCAACAAUAUCAGGCUAAAAGUAGUGGAGCGCAUGAGCUCAGGCUGAGAAGCGAAACGGUCAGGAGAAUCGCUAUCCCAAAUCUGAUCUCUUCACGCCGUCCACGCCUGUACUUCAGCUUGCUCUACACACUGUCGCCGCUAAUCAUCACCGUCUUUGUCCCUCUCCCUUCUCAACUCGUUCAAGCUCGGUUCCCCCAUAAAAGAUCAACUUUUUUGGCAAAAAGGACAAACUUCACGGCCUGACGGACCUCCUCUCCCUCUUCCUACAUCUCCUCUUCUACUUUCUCAUCAUCUCUAGAUUAGAGAAAGAUGAGUUUCCGAGGGGAUGAUAGCAGUGGGGAGGAGGGUAGGUCAGACCUUCGAAAACCGUUCCUGCACACGGGCAGCUGGUACAAGAUGGGGAUGGGAUCGCGGCAAUCUAGCCUAAUGGAUAAGCUGGGAUCCUCCGCCUCUGUUAUCCGCGAUUCCUCUAUCUCCGUCGUUCUCUGUACUCUCAUCGUUGCUCUCGGCCCCAUCCAGUUCGGUUUCACCUGCGGCUACUCCUCCCCCACUCAGGAAGGCAUCGUCGGUGAUCUCAAACUUUCCCUCUCAGAGUUCUCUAUCUUCGGUUCCUUAUCGAACGUCGGCGCCAUGCUUGGGGCUAUUGCCAGUGGCCAGAUGGCCGAGUACAUUGGGCGGAAAGGGUCUCUUAUGAUCGCUUCGAUACCAAACAUCAUCGGUUGGCUGGCUAUCUCAUUUGCAAAGGACUCGUCGUUCUUGUACAUGGGCCGGUUGCUGGAGGGGUUCGGGGUUGGCGUGAUCUCUUAUACGGUGCCAGUUUAUAUAGCGGAGAUUUCUCCUCAGAACAUGAGAGGAGGGCUUGGUGCUGUUAAUCAGCUUUCUGUAACCAUAGGCAUUAUGCUGGCUUACCUCCUGGGAAUGUUUGUCAAUUGGAGAGUGCUUGCAGUGAUGGGAAGCCUUCCAUGCAUAAUGCUCAUACCCGGUCUGUUUUUUAUUCCGGAGUCUCCAAGAUGGCUGGCUAAAAUGGGAAUGAUGGAAGAUUUUGAAUCAUCCCUUCAAGUCUUAAGGGGUUUUGAUGCUGAUAUCUCUAUAGAAGUUAAUGAAAUCAAGAGGGCUGUGGCAUCAUCAUCAAAUAGAAGAACUGCUAUGCGGUUCCAAGAACUUAAGCAAAGAAAAUAUUGGAUUCCCCUUAUGAUAGGAAUUGGUCUUUUAGUGUUGCAGCAAGCAAGUGGAAUUAAUGGCAUACUGUUUUAUGCUAGCAGCAUCUUCAAAUCCGCUGGGAUUUCAUCAAGUAAUAUAGUUACAUGUGGGCUCGGGGCAAUUCAGGUCAUUGUAACUGUUAUCAACACAUGGUUAUUGGAUAAAGCCGGGCGUCGAAUUUUCCUCAUAAUCUCCACUUCUGGGAUGUCAGCCACUCUUAUCCUUGUUGCGGUAUCAUUCUUUUUGGAGGAUAUUGUUGCGGUGGAUUCUCAGUUGCAUUUUGUGCUGAGUGUGCUUGCUUUGGUUGGACUUGUGGCUUUUGUCAUUUCCUUCUCACUUGGGCUUGGAGCCAUUCCAUGGAUCAUUAUGUCUGAGAUUCUCCCAGUUAAUAUCAAAGGCCUUGCUGGCAGCGUGGCUACAUUAGCCAACUGGUUGACAUCUUGGAUUGUCACAAUGACUGCUACCUUACUUCUGAAUUGGAGCAGUGGAGGAACCUUUGCACUUUAUGCUGUAUUGUCUGUAUUUACUCUGGUUUUUGUAAUAAUCUGGGUGCCAGAGACCAAGGGAAGAACCCUUGAGGAGAUUCAGCGGUCUUUCAGAUGAGUUUGGCUUGAAUUUGCUUGUCGAAUCAUUGCCUUGUUUGAUGGUUGUUGAUUACAGCUGCAGGCGACUUAGGUGCAUAUCAGAUAUUCCAGCAUUGGGAAAAUGGUUCUGUACACAGACUGUUUUGUUUCAAGUUCAGCAGCUCCUGCUCCAUUCAUAUCGCCGCAUGAAAUUGCCUUUUUAUGAUUUAAUGUUGUCUUGUCAGUGAUGCAAUUUGAUUUUUAAGAUUGUUAAGAACUUAAUUUACUGUAAUAACAUAUUUUGGUAGGAUAGCUCAUCCUGUUUGUUGCUUUGUUACUCUACAGUGCUAGAUUCAAACAUUGUACCAUGAAUCCUUUGUCGAAGAGAAAAUAUUCAUAUAAAAUGA